This is a messenger RNA of Musca domestica (house fly), 789 nucleotides long. RefSeq lists its product as uncharacterized. The record is from RefSeq and is a predicted model, not a curated record. Bases 102 to 623 code for a protein of 173 amino acids. Lineage: Eukaryota; Metazoa; Arthropoda; Insecta; Diptera; Muscidae. The transcript is spliced from 3 exons.
AAAUUGUGAGCAAACUAUAAAAAUCGUCGAAAAGCAAUAGAAAGUGUUUCAGUUCCUUUUUUGUACUCGAAGUUGAUUCGUGUAGAACGCAAUUGGUGACAAUGAAACUCUCUAACGUAGUUCUAGUUUUGACCGCCUUUCUGAUGGUUUUUGUCGUUAAUGUCAACUCAAAAUCUGUAGACGUGAGUGCCAUUAGUCAUGGCGAUGAUGCCGAACAUUCUCAACCAAUUGACCCUAAAGCUGUCGCCACUACUGUAGCUGUGGAAGUUACAACGACCAAUGUUCCUGAAUCUUCAGAAAAUACAGAUAGUACUCCGGCCGAUGUAACAGAGGUCACCGAAGUUACUGAGGGCUCAGGAGCAACGGAAGUUACUGAGGGCACAGAAACUACCGAAGACACUGAAACUACCGAAGUAACUCCCGUGGUAACUGAAGCUCCCGAGGGCACUGAAGCUCCUAAAGGCAUGAAAGGUCGCAAAGGCCUGGAUUCAUCACAACCUCCACUGACCUUGGAAGAACCUCACCAAUUUAUCGAUCAUUUAAUGAAAGUUGUGGCCGAAAUUGUAAAUUCUGUGGUUGAUGCUGUCCACAAUAGCCGAACACAUUUGCCACCCAGUGAGUAACCUUUGCAACCACAUUUAGAUAACCGACCAAGACCUCCUUUCCCUCAACCCGUUGAGGUAGAAAAUUAAUUUUGAAAAUUCGUAGAGCAAAUAAUGUUCAAAAUCUUUUCUCAGGUUUUAUUUAAAUAAAUUAUUGGCGGUUGUUAAUGAUAUAAAAAAUAUUAAA